UGUCACUUUUUUAUUAAAACAAGACAUCAAGACACCAUCAUUACCACUAUCGUAAAAAGUACCUUUAUAUUUAUUUAGUGACUGCAGCAACAACGUCUGUCCAAACAAUCAUCCUAAAUUAAAUUUUGUUGCUAAGCAGACGAUCAUUGAAAAAAUGAUUGUCUUCUAAUGCCAAAGAUGUUUACCUUAUCUCUUCUGCCAUCUUCGUUUUUGAAUAAAUCAUCGGUCAAACUCUUUUUUUUCAUAACAUUUCUUUUGUUGAUUGUUAUGCCUGCCUUUUUUUGUUGGAGUGAAUAUCAUCUCUACAUAGUGAUUUGAAUCUCUAUCAACUUUAAGUAAUUUGAUGAAACCAUUGAGAUCAGGAUUACUCAAUUAAAAUCAAUUACUAACAGUAGAUUCUUUGUUUGAAUGUGUUAAAUAAAUUUAUUUUACUGCUGAUUGUUUCAUUAUAUAUUCUUACUACUUGACCUGAUCUAAUUUACCGUCAAAAACAUUGUAUGUUUCAACUGGUGUUGAGAUUACAAGUUUUAUUGUAUCAACUAUUACUGUACUUUAUUUGUGAAUCUAUUGUUUAAAAAUUUGAAUUGACUUUAUAGCCAAAAUUGUCAAAUAAGUUCGACUUCAAUUCGUAACAUUCAGUGAUUAUUUAUACUCAUUGAGCUCUCAUGGUUUCGUUGUGUUGCACAUCUAACGGAAAAACAUUCAUUGUCAGCUGUAUCAAUUAUAGCCACACAAGUAAACAAGUUUACAUGACAACAAACCAAGAUCAACAAAAAUUGGUUACUUGAAUUAAUCAACAUAACAUGACUUUUCCAGUUAACUAGUUAACUUGUUGCCUCAAUUAUUUUGUAACUUUUCAUUGAACCUGAAAAGAGAAAUUCUUUACACAGUCACGUUUCUCAAUUGUGUCACUUUUCCUUUUGUUUACAUCUACUAAUGAUCACCAAUUUCACCAAUUCUGAUUACUUUAUUGACCAGCAAUCUGUUACAAUCAUCUGCAAUCAUUUACAAUCUAAAAAUCUUUUUUCUCCAUUUCUCUAACAUUUCAGUGUGAUAAUACUUGAUUCAUCGGAAUGGAGUCACAAAAGGUUUGGGCUCCAGAUCCUGACAAUGGAUAUAUUUUAGGAACUAUCAUUGACAUUGGCUUCGAGCUUGCUACAGUUAAAUGUGCAAACAGCAAUCAGACAAUUAAAGCACCUUACAGCAGCCUUUACCCUGCAGACCCUGAGAUCGAGAAGCAUGUUGACGAUAAUUGUGCUCUUAUGUUCCUCAACGAGGCAACCCUUCUCAACAAUUUGCGAGUCCGCUAUGAACGAGAUCUGAUUUAUACUUACGUGGCUAAUAUCCUGAUCUCAAUCAAUCCUUACUUUGAAAUUCGAAAUCUUUAUUCAUCUGAAGCAAUUUCACGGUAUCAAGGAAAAUCACUCGGUGUUCUUCCUCCUCAUGUUUUCGCUAUUGCGGAUAAAGCCUUUCGUGAUAUGAAAGCUUUCAAGCAAAGUCAAUCAAUAAUAGUUAGCGGUGAAUCAGGAGCCGGUAAAACGGAAGCCACUAAAUACGUUUUAAGAUAUUUAUGUGAAUCUUGGGGAACCAAUUCUGGUCAAAUUGAAAGGUUGAUUCUUGAUGCAAAUCCGGUUCUAGAAGCAUUUGGUAACGCUAAAACUGUUCGCAAUAAUAAUAGUAGUCGUUUUGGCAAAUUCAUAGAAAUACACUUCAGUGGUCAGUUUUCCGUUGUUGGAGGUUUCAUUUCACAUUAUUUACUUGAAAAGUCACGAAUAUGUGGUCAAAGCUCAGGCGAACGAAAUUAUCAUAUAUUUUAUCAACUGUGUGCUGGAAGUCCAAAAGAAAUUUGGAGCCAAUUGAAAUUGGACAAUCCUGAUCAAUUUCAUUAUCUCAAUAGAGGCUGUACCCAAUAUUUUGGUUCAAAAUCAUCAGCUUCUCUCCCAGCUGAACGUCAAUCUCGUGAACAAGCUUCUAAGGGAAGUUUAAAUGAUCCUAUUGUUGAUGAUGCUGUUGAUUUUACGGCUACAGACAAAGCUUUAUCUCACUUUGGAGUCAAUGAUAGACUAGCAAUAUAUAAGGUUGUGGCUUCGGUACUUCAUUUAGGUAAUAUUGCCUUUGAAGAGAGUCCGGAUGAUACCAGGGGUGGAUGCCAGGUAAAAACCGGUUCCUCUUGGACUUCCUUGGAAACAGCCGCAUCACUAAUUGGAAUUGAGGCAGAAGAACUGCAACAAUGCCUUUUGUCGCGUAUCAUGCAAACAAAUAAAGGUGGCCACAAAGGAACUGUUUACCUGGUUCCUCUGAAAGUUCAUGAAGCAUCAGCAGCGCGAGAUGCUUUGGCCAAAGCAUUAUACUCUAAGCUAUUUGAUCAUCUGGUAACCCAGGUAAUCAAUCGCUCUAUUCCAACCUUCCAAUCAUCUUAUUAUGUUGGUGUUUUAGAUAUUGCUGGAUUUGAAUAUUUCCGUCACAAUUCGUUUGAACAAUUUUGCAUAAAUUACUGUAAUGAAAAGUUGCAGCAAGUUUUCAAUGAACGAAUCUUACGGGAAGAGCAAAUUUUGUACGAAAAAGAGGGACUUGGAUUGAAGCACAUUGCUUACAUUGAUAAUAGUGAUUGUAUCAAUCUAUUGGAGGGACGAGCUACUGGAAUUUUUGAUCUUCUAGAUGAAGAGUCAAAACUACCGAAGCCAAGUGCCACUCAUUUUACCGAAUCUGUAUUUGCUCACAAUAAAGAUCAUUUUAGACUUGCUGUUCCCAGGAAAUCAAAGUUGAAAGAUGAUCGUGAACUACGAGAUGAUGAAGGUUUUCUCAUCAGACAUUUUGCUGGAGCUGUUUGCUAUCAAACUGGAUUAUUCAUUGAGAAAAAUGCCGAUGCUUUGCACAAUUCAUUGGCAAGUUUAAUGUCAGAAGCUAAAAAUGACUUGAUUCGUGAAUUGUUCCCGCCAGACCCUUCAACCAACGGUCACACUAAACCAUCAAGUGGUAAGCUUAGUUUCGUUUCGGUUGGUGGUAAAUUCCGAAACCAAUUGAACGAUCUAAUGACCAAAUUGGGAUCUACAGGAACACAUUUUAUUCGUUGUGUUAAGCCCAAUGUUCACAUGAUUCCUCAUAAAUUUGAAGGUUCACACAUUUUAUCACAGCUUCGCUGUUCCGGAAUGACUUCAGUUCUUGAAUUGAUGCAGCAAGGCUAUCCAUCAAGAACAUCGUUUGUUGACCUGUAUAAUUUGUAUAAACAUCAUUUACCUCCUAAAUUAUCACGAUUAGAACCAAGAAUGUUUUGUAGGACUCUGUUUAAAGCAUUUGGACUUAAUGAGAAUGAUUAUCGAUUUGGUUCGUCUAAAGUUUUCUUCAGAUCUGGUAAAUUUGCUGAGUUUGAUCAACUAAUGAAAAGCGAUCCUAAACACUUAUCAGAAUUGGUUAGUAAAGUUGAAAAAUGGCUAACAAUUUCAAGGUGGAAGAUGCUCCAGUGGUGCGCGCUUUCUGUCAUUAAACUCAAGCACAAAAUUCUUUACCGAAGACAGAUGAUUGUCACCAUACAAAAGAAUAUAAGAAUGAUAAAUGCUCGAAGAAAGUAUAGACCUAGGUAUAUCGCUAUCAUGAGAGUAAAGAAAAGUGGGGAUUUAUUGAAGGAUAUGUCUCAAUUGACCCAAAAAUUAAAAUCAUCUGACGAGAAGGAUAAAUUUAAUAAACGAAUGAUUGAAAUAGAGAAAGAAAUCAAUGAUACAAUCCAGAUUUGUCGCACAUCAGCGAACCUUGAUACAAAAGAUCUUGAAUCUCGAGUUAAUAGGAUAAGUGGAGCGCUGAAGGAGCAAAUAGAAUCAUUAAAAAGCAAAAUAGUAGAAGAAGAAAAAUUGAGAAAAGUACAAGAAGAAAUGGAUGCCGAAAGACGCAAGAAAGAAGAAGAAGAUCGUCGAAAGGCAGAGGAAGAGGAGCUUAAACGAAAACGAGCUGAAUUAGAUGAACGAUUCAAACUGGAAGCAUCAGUUAAAUCGAAAGAAGUUGAAGAUUAUGAGUUAGCAAAGAAACUUCAGCACGAACUUGAUCUUGAACUAGAGGAACAACGAAAAAGGGUGGAACAAGAACGACUUGAUCAUGCAUUAGCUUUAAGGUUGGCUCAGGAAUCAUCAAAUGGAGUCUCUGAUGAUUUAACUCGCUCAAGUCCUCUUCCAGCUUCUCCUCCACAUGGAAUCAAAAAAUCUGCAACGGAUAAAAAAUAUGACUUAUCAAAAUGGAAGUACUCGGACUUAAGAGAUAUCAUCAACACAUCUUGUGAUAUUGAGCUUCUUGAAGCAUGCAAAGAAGAGUUUCAUCGACGUUUGAAAGUUUAUCACGCAUGGAAGCUGAAAAAUUCACGCAAUAGAGAGACAAGCGAAGAAGAACGAGCUCCAGAUUCAAUAAUGCACAACCCAGGACCAAUUGACGGUUUAACUGACGGACUUUUGAAUCGAGCAUCUUGCAACGAACAGAGAUACUUUAGGAUACCUUUUGUUCGACCUUCAUCAGCCACUGGACAAAGAGGUUGGUGGUGGGCCCAUUUUGAUGGACAAUGGAUUGCUCGACAAAUGGAAAUUCAUCCAGAAAAAAAGCCUAUCCUAUUAGUUGCCGGCAAAGAUGAUAUGCAAAUGUGCGAACUAAGUCUGGAUGAGACUAGAUUAACGAGUAAACGGGGAGCUGAAAUUCUUGCUGAAGAGUUUGAAAAGGAAUGGUCAAAGAAUGGAGGUGAAUCUGUUAAAUAUCAUCCAAAUGCUGCUAAAAAGAAGUAGAAAAUAUUUAAUAAACCAAAAAAUCUGAAUUGGUUAACUACAAAACUGCUCUUUAAGUGUCUCUUUGAACAAAAUCUCGAUCAUAAGUUGCUGUAUAACAAAGUCUUUUGCUUGAUUUGUUGUAGCUGAGCAGCAAAAUUUACUCAUUCGUUUGUAGAUAUUUUCAUAAUUUUAGCUUAAAACAAUCCUAUUUCAAUUGGAAACAUUCGAGCUUCUAAAGGAUAAAUUUAGACAAAUUAAAUACGACCAAAAUAUCAACUAAGGAAUCUAAUUAAUAAAAUGUAACAUUCAUGCUGGUUUACCUUGCCCAGCCCAUUAAUUUUGGUUAAUUUUUUUAUUUUUGGUAUUGCAUCUUCUUAAACAUCAAUAAAAAAACGUUAUUUAAAACCUCAAAA
This is a messenger RNA of Tetranychus urticae (two-spotted spider mite), 5152 nucleotides long. Lineage: Eukaryota; Metazoa; Arthropoda; Arachnida; Trombidiformes; Tetranychidae. The record is from RefSeq and is a predicted model, not a curated record.